AUGCGCCCAACUGAUGUUAAUUUUAAAAAUGCUGAAAAAUUAAGGCAAUUACUAAAGAAUAGAGCAAUUGAGACACAUGCCUCUUCUUCUCGAUGGAGAAGGAAAAAGUUUUCAGUAGGAGAUAGAGUGCGAAUCGAAAAAUAUAAGCAUAUAUUUCAAAAGGGCUAUUUGCCAAAUUUCACAAAUGAAAUUUUUAUUAUUGAUAAAGUCCGCUUAGUUCCCUAUCAACCUCCUACAUACAAAAUUAAAGACUCUAAUGGAGAACAGAUUAGGGGGUGGUUUUAUUCUAAUGAUUUAAUUUUAGUAAAAGAGAAUUCUAAAAAGGAUGAGAAUUUAUAUGACAUUAAUAAAGUUUUGAAAAAAAGGAAACGCGAUGGGGAAGAUUAUGUUUUUGUCAGUUGGAAGGGUUAUGGCCCGGAACAUAACAGCUGGAUACCCGCUAAUUCUAUAACUUGGAGAUAA
This is a messenger RNA of Meloidogyne enterolobii, 462 nucleotides long. Lineage: Eukaryota; Metazoa; Nematoda; Chromadorea; Rhabditida; Meloidogynidae. The record is from the annotation of a GenBank genome assembly.